Molecule: messenger RNA, 528 nt
Organism: Enhydra lutris kenyoni (northern sea otter)
Lineage: Eukaryota; Metazoa; Chordata; Mammalia; Carnivora; Mustelidae
Product: vegetative cell wall protein gp1-like
Exons: 1
Coding region: 1-528 (175 amino acids)
Source: RefSeq, a predicted model, not a curated record
AUGCCGGUGGUUGAGCCUCCAGUGGCCCCGAGCCGCCAGCCACCAGCGGUCCCGAGCCGCCAGUGGUCCUGCGGCCCCAAGCUGCCAGCGGUCCCGACACCGGCGGCCCUGAGCCGCCAGCGCCCCGAGCCACCAGCGGUCCUGCGGCCCCGAGCCACCAGCGGACCCAGUGCCAGCAGUCCCGACACCAGCAGUUUGGCCACCAGCAGUCCUGAGCCACCAGUGUUCCCGCGCCGCCGGCGGCCCGAGCCACCAGCGGUCCCAAGCCACCAGCGGUCCUGCGGCCCAGAGCCGCCAGCAGUCCUGACGCCGGUGGUCCUGCGCCACCUGCGGUCCCGCGCCGCCAGCAGCCCCAAGCCACCAGCAGUCCAGAUGCCAGCAGUCCAGAUGCGUGCAGUCCCACGCUGCCAGCGGUCCUGCCGCCAGCGGUCCCGUGCUACCAGUACCUCAACACCUGUGGCCCCGAGAUGCCUGCGGCACCAAGACGCCAGUGGCCCCGACGCCAGCGGCCCCGCCCACACACUGUGA